Molecule: messenger RNA, 648 nt
Organism: Ilyonectria robusta
Lineage: Eukaryota; Fungi; Ascomycota; Sordariomycetes; Hypocreales; Nectriaceae
Exons: 1
Coding region: 46-579 (177 amino acids)
Biological process (GO): chorismate metabolic process
Source: RefSeq, a predicted model, not a curated record
CAUCUUGUCAUAACCCAACGCAUCAGCACCCUAGCCUAUAUCAACAUGUUCCUCAUUCAAUCGGCCUGCAGCUUUCUGGUUCUGGCUUCAAUAGCUAGUUGUACCUCCGUCUGUCACUACAAACCCUCAAUCAAUGCCACAGCCUGGAAUUACCCCGACUCUGCCGGCAACCCAACAGCGGGGAAAUAUCCUUACUACCUCAACGCUCUCUCAAAUGUGCCCGUGGCCAACAUCUGCAACUCUGGCAACGGCACCGAAGAACUAGCCUGCGCUCGAAAAUACAUCGACGCCAUCGACGAACAGCUGGCAUUCCUGUACUCCCGCCGUCUCGGAUACGCAGCUGUGGCAGGAUACUCCAAGUUCAGAGCUGGCAAUAGUCUCAACGACCCCAGCAGAAACAAGGUCGUGGCGGACGGCAUGGCGCAGCGAGUUCUGAAGUAUGGGGGAAGUCAGGACGCGGGGAGAGUCAUGGGAGGAGAAGGCUGUCAGAUUUAUGCCAGCUUGGAGUUUGAGAAGAGCAGCAUUCAGCAAGCUUGCGAUCCGAACUUCAACGAAGAUAUUGAGAGACUGUGUAACUGAGUGGACAAGGAGUUCUUUGUGGACGAAUAUCUAGGUCUAACGAAUAAGAGAAAUGCAACCUCUUGGAGA